Messenger RNA from Zootermopsis nevadensis, 1301 nucleotides. Its product is annotated as larval cuticle protein A2B-like. NCBI's taxonomy places the organism in Eukaryota, Metazoa, Arthropoda, Insecta, Blattodea, Termopsidae. The record is from RefSeq and is a predicted model, not a curated record. Gene Ontology annotation, cellular component: extracellular matrix.
CUAAACUUACCUUUCCAGUUUAACAAAGAUACCAGAAGUCCACUGAUCGCGGUGCCUUUCAGACGUGUUUGUCUAGCGGUGUGUUGGUCUUCGGUUGUCGUGCGUCUGGUACUUCUUCAUGCUCAGUCCAUAGAAGUGAGCUGAGGGAUGGUCAUGGUAGAACAUUCAGCCGGUCUCGAACUGAAGACCUUCAGCUCAGAACAACACCUCCACUCCCCCACAUGUGCCGUACAUUUGCUACAUCGCAGGCAAGCGAUGAUACGAAAAUGAUUCUGUGUGCCUGCCUAAACCCUGUUGUCGGGUUCCCGGUAUUUUAUUCUGUCGCCUUUCUAAGGUGCUUCUUCCUGGCAUUUGGGGCGUUUCGCUUUGUGGACAUCUUCGCCGUGAGAAAGUCUAAUCUCGUAUAUCUGUUAGUGAACCUUUUUAUCAGUAAUAUUGUAAAACAUUUAUGCACCAAUGUCUCUGAAUCUUGCACCCUGAACAUUUAUAUAAUAAUACAUCAUCUAAAAACCCGGAAUGUCUGUUAUGGUAUUUUGUUUAAACGUUAGGACUGACGGAAAAUACGAUCCGGCGGAUGUGUUGAAUGUCAUAAGCAUGUUUGCAUGCAAACUUUGAAGACAUGUUUCCCAACGAAAAUGAAAGGAGUUUUGCCCCAGGACGGGUGUGUUACUGCUAUCUGGAAACUAGAAGUCUAUUUUCUACUGUGACAGCUGCAGAGGGCGUAUACUAGAUAUAAGGUCGUAUAAAUACGUGUGCAUCAUGCGUACUGACAAACACAAUCUCUUACUGAAAUGAUAUUCAAGCCGUUCGUUUUCGCCGCCGUUGUGGCUAUCGCCAGGGCAGGUCUCCUCGGUGCUCCUUCUGUAGUGAUCCCUGGGGCCCCUGCUGCUGCCGCCCCUGUGAACGUCGACACCGACUACGACCCGAACCCCUAUUACAGCUUCGCUUACGACGUCCAGGACACUGUGACAGGCGACUCGAAGGGUCAUCAUGAGACACGCAAUGGGGACUACGUACAAGGUGUUUACUACUUAGUGGAACCCGACGGCAUCCUUCGCAUUGUCGAGUACACCUCCGACCCCGUCAACGGAUUCAACGCCGUCGUACGCCGUGAGCCCGCCAAGUUCGUAACUCCGUUGACUGCCGGUAUUUCGUAUGGUGCGAAGGCCUAGUACCGCUAAUUGGCUGUUUCUCUGUAAUGUAGACCCAGAGCUGAGGCCUCCAUGCCUAGUCCCACCGUGUGGCCUCCUCAUUCUUCAUGUAAUAUAACAUUUGUCAAUAAACUUUUUACGUGUCCCCUC